GCGCCUGCGCAUCUGCGGGGCGCGGACCCAGGUGUCGUCCCUGUGGCUCUCACCGGUCCAGAUCGCGGGGCCGCGGGAGGACGCCCUGGACACCCAGGACCUGGGCGGAGAUGGACUCGGUGGUCUUUGAGGACGUGGCUGUGAACUUCACUGUGGAGGAGUGGGCUUUGCUGGACCCGGCUCAGAGGAAGCUCUACAGAGACGUGAUGCUGGAGACCUUCAGGAACCUGGCCUCCGUGGGUUCUUGCCCUCAAGUUAAAACCAGUGGAUCAAGUCCUCAAUGGGAUAUUUUGGAGAAUGAACUAUGCAGUGAAAAGAAAAUAGUAAGAUGCACAAGAAAUGAUUCCUGUUCUGUUUUUGGAGAAAACUGGAUAUUUCAUAACAUCCGAGGUCACCAAACUCAGGAGAGGGAUUUCAGAAAUGGUUUGGUGGAGAAUCUCUGCAAAGGUAAUGAAGGUCAUCAAUGUGGAGAAACCCUGAACCAGAUUACACAUCUUACUGUGCAUAAGGGUUAUCCGACAGGAAUUCAGCCCUAUAAAUGCACUAAGUGUGGAAAAGCCUUCGGGGAUCGUUCUUUCCAGAAGAAUCAGCAAAGAUCUCACGCUGGACACAAACCUUAUCCAUGUGAAGAAUGUGGGGAAGCCUGCAGCUGUGUCUCGUGCCUAAAUCCUCCUGCGGAAACACACAUUGUAGAGAAACCCGAAAAACAUCAGGAUGGUGGGAGAGCAUCUAAGAGAUAUGUUAAGAGUGGCAGUAGUAAACAGUCUUUAGAGUGUAAGAAGUCUGGAAAAGCUCUCACUUGUCCCUCAUCCUUUAAGGGACGUGAGAGUGGUCACCACGGACAGAAAAUCCAUGUGUGUAAAGUAUGUGGGAAAUCCUUUAUGUAUUAUUCCUACCUUGUACGGCACGUGAGAACUCACACUGGAGAGAAGCCCUAUGAAUGUAAGGAAUGUGAGAAAACCUUCCGAUAUCCUGCGUCCCUGGCAGGACAUGUGACGAUGCACACUGGAGAGAAACCUUACAUGUGUAAGGAAUGUGGGAAAACCUUCAGUUGUCCCAAAUACUUCAGAAGGCACGUGAAAACACACAGUGGCAUGAAACCCUAUGAAUGUACAGAAUGCGGCAAAGCCUACAGUUGCUCCUCAUCCCUUCGAGAACACACACGAACACACAGCGAAGAGAAACCCUAUGAAUGUCAGCACUGUGGGAAAGCCUUCAGGCAUCAGCGAUAUUUUAAAAAGCAUGUGAGAAUGCACAGCGGAGUGAAACCCUAUGAAUGUAUGGAAUGCGGGAAAGCCUACAGUUGUUCCACAUCCCUCCGGGAACACGAGAGAAUGCACACUGGGGAGAGGCCCUUCGAAUGCCAGCACUGUGGGAAAGCCUUCACUCGCCACGCCUCCCUUCGAGGACACAUGAGAACGCACAGUGGGGAGAGAGCCUACAGAUGUACACAGUGUGGAAAAGCUUUCUGUUGGCCCUCGUCCUUACGAAAGCACGUAAGAAUGCACAGUGAGGAGAAGCCCUACGAAUGUCAGCAAUGUGGGAAAGCCUUCUGGUACCCCGCAAACCUGCGAGGACACAUGAGGAUACAUGCUGGGGAGAAACUCUGAAUCCAAGGACCGUGGGAGAGACUUAAUUCUCUCUUCAAACUUGUAAUGUGAGCAGCACACUGUAGAGGAAACUUAUGAAAGGGAAAAUGUGGGAAAACCUUCAGCACUUCACUUGCUUUGUACGUGAAAACUCAGAGCACAACAGAACUCUUUUAACAGAGAUAAAUGUGUUUUUGACUUGGUAAGUGCCUCAUCCUGAAUAGGGAUCCCAGUGUAUUAAUUUCUAGCUCAUGUUGCUGAUCUGAAUACUUAAGAUAAUAACUAUCCCUCUAUGUCUACCUCAUCUGUACUACUUAUAUUUUGUUAUCUCCAGCUUUAAAUAAUCAUACAGUC
Molecule: messenger RNA, 1943 nt
Organism: Kogia breviceps (pygmy sperm whale)
Lineage: Eukaryota; Metazoa; Chordata; Mammalia; Artiodactyla; Physeteridae
Product: zinc finger protein 77-like
Biological process (GO): negative regulation of transcription by RNA polymerase II
Molecular function (GO): DNA-binding transcription repressor activity, RNA polymerase II-specific
Source: RefSeq, a predicted model, not a curated record